Molecule: messenger RNA, 1936 nt
Organism: Mauremys reevesii (Reeves's turtle)
Lineage: Eukaryota; Metazoa; Chordata; Testudines; Geoemydidae
Gene: STAC3
Product: SH3 and cysteine rich domain 3
Biological process (GO): positive regulation of protein localization to plasma membrane; positive regulation of voltage-gated calcium channel activity; skeletal muscle contraction
Cellular component (GO): extrinsic component of cytoplasmic side of plasma membrane
Molecular function (GO): protein binding
Source: RefSeq, a predicted model, not a curated record
AUGGGGCUCAGCUGUUCGCUCCCCUCUCGCCCUGUCACUCCGUCCCCGGCCGGCCGCGAGCGCCCCUCUGCAGCCAGGCCCGGGGGUCGGCGCUGGCCAGACCGAGGCCGGGGCCCGUCUCGGGGCGCUGAGCUGCUCCGGGGCAGGAUUUACCCAGCGGCGAGGGGGCCCGAAGCUCAGAGCAUGACGGAGAAGGAGGCGCUGGCGCCACCAGCCUCACCCGCGCCAGGGGGGAAGCCCGCGAGCAGGCUCCGGGUGCUGAAGCAGCUGUUUCUGCGGAGGCCCAAGGAGGAGCCGCCGGCGGAGCCGCAGCCCAACGGGGAGUUGGUCAGCCCCACGGGGGGGCCCCUCUACUACUACUACGAGGAGGAGGAGGAGGAGGAAGAGGAGCCCGAGCCGCCCCCCGAGCCCCCGAAGCCCGUCAACGACAAGCCCCACAAGUUCAAGGAUCAGUACUUCAAAAAGCCCAAGUUCUGUGACGUCUGCGCCCGCAUGAUUGUCCUCAACAACAAAUUCGGCCUGAGAUGCAAGAACUGCAAAACCAGCAUCCACCAGCACUGCCAGUCCUACGUGGAGAUGCAGCGCUGCUUCGGCAAGAUCCCCCCCGGAUUCCGCCGGGCGUACAGCUCCCCCCUCUACAGCAACCAGCAAUACGCCUGCGUCAAGGAACUGCUCUCGGCAGCCAAUCGCAGCGACCCCGUGUUCGAGACCCUCCGGACGGGCGUCAUCAUGGCCAACAAGGAGCGGAAGAAAGGACAAGAUGAUAAGAAGAACCCCUUGGCCGCCAUGAUGGACGAGGAGCCGGAGCCUGGGAAGCACGAAGUGGGCAAACUCGAGGCAGGCAACCCAGAAGGGGACAAGAAGGCAGAGAAAAGCACCCCCGAUGACAAGACCAAGAAGCCCCAGCCCGGCUUCCUGCAGACUCAUUACUUCGUGGCGCUUUAUCGCUUCAAAGCCCUGGAGAAGGACGACCUGGAUUUCCACCCGGGGGAGAAGAUCACGGUGGUGGACGACUCCAACGAGGAGUGGUGGCGGGGGAAGAUCGGCGAGAAAAUCGGCUACUUCCCCCCAAACUUCAUCAUCCGGGUGCGGGCGGGCGAGCGGGUGCACAAGGUCACCAGGUCCUUUGUGGGCAACAAGGAGAUUGGGCAGAUCACGCUGAAGAAGGAUCAGAUCGUGGUGCAGAAGGGGGAGGAAGUGAACGGGUACGUCAAGGUGUACACCGGCCGCAAGGUGGGGCUCUUCCCCGUCAACUUCCUGGAGGAGAUUUGAGCCCCGGCCAGCGCUGGCAGCAGCCUUCAGCCAAGGGGUGAGCGGGCCGGGCCUGGAGCCGCGCCUCGGGCCCGACCACGGCCACUGGGGCAUUUCCGUGGAGACAGCUCCCGGGGCCGGCUGCAGACGGAGCCCCCCUCCCGGGAUGAAUUCCCCGCAUCGCUGCAGGGAGCGGAUCCUCAGCUCGGCUGGGACCCGUCUGCCACCUUGGCCCGGGACAGUGAGGGGCCGGCGGGGACCCAUCCGCUCCCUUGGCCCGGGACAGUGAGGGGCCGGCGGGGACCCAUCCGCUCCCUUGGCCCGGGACAGUGAGGGGCCGGCGGGGACCCAUCUGCCACCUUGGCCCGGGACAGUGAGGGGCCGGCCGGGACACGUCGCAGGCUGGGGCACGCAGCGGAUCCCUUGUUUGCUCUCUCUGGAGGAUGGAAGUGGGGUGGCGGCGCCGAGGGGGGCAGACAGGAGCCCUCCUGGACGUGUUCCUUUGCUGCGAUGCCCCGUUGCUGCCUUCGGACACCUCCCGUCCUGCCAGGCUCACCGACGGGCAGAGGCGGGGGGGGUUCACUUAGGGCUGGGGUACCUUCCCCGGGGUGUGUGUGGGGGCGGGGGGUUACGCCGGCUGUUGCUAGAUGUUUGCGAUCUUGCUACGUCUUGUCAAUAUACCCGU